Fusarium venenatum is the source of this 225-nucleotide messenger RNA. Lineage: Eukaryota; Fungi; Ascomycota; Sordariomycetes; Hypocreales; Nectriaceae. The record is from RefSeq and is a predicted model, not a curated record.
AUGGUGAAUCACUUUGAUAAGUAUCUAGCCAAGUCCAUGACGAACCUUAUCGAAGCUCAGAUCUGCCAGUCUCCCCUCUUUCUACAGGAUAGCUGGUUGGCCUCUGGACAUGCUGACGAAUGUUCCCAGUUCUUCCCUUAUCAAAACCACGUAGGGUGGAAUAUCUCUGUUGCAGAUGCCCAAACUCCGUUGACUAGUGACCACGUAGAGGAGUAUAUGUAUUGA